AUGAGUAUCGAAGAUAAAGAGAAACCCAUAAGCAAUGUGCAAACUGCGGAUGAUAACGAGCCAGAAGAAUCUUACUUUGGCUAUGGCCCAUUCCGUCCUAAAUGCUUACAAUUCUUAAAUCAUCGGUGGUGCCUAAUUCUUAUCGUCUGUUUGCAAGUAUUUGUUUCCGGAAUGAUGAUAUCAGCAUUUGUAGGUGUUACUGUUAGUUCUAUCGAAAAGCGAUUUCAUCUAAGAAGUGCAGAAGUCGGCGGCUUACCAGCAGGUGAAGAAAUUUCUGCCGCUGUAACUGGUUUCAUUGCAAGUUAUUAUGCUGGUCAAAGACAUAAGGGUCGAUUUUUAAGUGCUGGUGCAUUAGCUACCGGAAUUGGCGCUAUCGUCUAUUCCUUACCUCAUUUCUUUGCUGGCGAAUAUCAGCCUAUCAGUACAGCUUCAAAUUAUACUGACUUAUGUGUAGCUAAAUCGGCAUCUUUUGCAGCUGAAGUAUGCGCAGCAGAAUCAGUAGGUAGUAAUGCCUAUGUUCGAAAUUUCUUUUUCGUAUUUAUACUGGGUCAAUUAAUUAUGGGAGCCGGUAAUAACUUAUUGUGGAACAUUGGAUGCGCCUAUGUCAGCGAAAAUGUCCACCCAAAAUCAUCUGCCAUGUAUAUCGCAGCGAUGAUGACGGUAUCAACACUUGGUCCAUCAAUCGGUUAUAUCGCUGGAGGAAAUAUUUUAACAAUCUAUAUAAACACACCAAAAUCUCCACCAGAAGGUAUUACUAUAUUCGAUGCACGGUGGAUUGGAGCCUGGUGGAUAUUAUUUCUGAUCGCUGGUGGUGGCCUUAUUCUUAUUUCAAUACCGCUAUUUGGAUUUCCACGAUUUUUACCUGGAUAUAAGAAAUUUAAAAGGCUACGUCUAGAAGAAGCUGCAGAAACAGCUAAAGUUGAUAACGAAUAUGGUCACAGCAUUAAGGAGAUCCCUAAAGCAACGAAAGAAUUAAUCACUAAUGUGCCGUAUAUGUUGCUGGUAGCUGGUUUAAUAUUUGAAUAUAUAGUAGUUUCCGGAAUUGGAUUAUUUUUCGUUAAAAUUCUUGAGGCACAAUUUCGUUUGCCAGCAUAUGAGGCUAGUUCGAUUCUAGGCUAUAUUGGGUUAGGUGGUGGUGCAACAGGAAUGUUAUUGGGCGGUAUUCUCAUGAGAGUAUUUAAUAUGAACGGAUCGAAAGCUACUUUCUUAACCAUGAUUUUAAGUAUCAUUGAUGUUCUUGCGGCAUUUUGGUUAUUGUUUAGCUGUGAAAAUCUUCCAUUUGCUGGUGUUAACAGUGCUUAUCCUUUAACACCGACAUCAUCUAUACCAGAAUUCGGUAAACCCAUACUAGCUGCUACAUGUAAUAAUGAUUGCAUGUGUAAAGGCGUCAAAUUCAAUCCUAUAUGUGGUGUGGAUAGAGUAACCUACUUUUCGCCAUGCCAUGCCGGUUGUACUAGUGGCAUCUAUAAUCCCACAUAUUUAACCACCAGCUAUGCAAAUUGUAGCUGUAUUAAAAAUGUCAAUCAAACAACGGUACGAUUCGAUGCUGUAAGUGGAGCAUGCACUGAACCGUGUCCAUAUUUAACACCAUUCGCCAUUGGUUUGACUAUAUCAAUCGCAGCUGCUGCCAGUAAAAUCGUACCAUCAACAGAGGCAAUGCUAAGGAGUGUACCAGAAAGUCAGCGAGCAUAUGCAAUGGGUUUUAAUUGGGUGUUUUUAAGAUUAAUAGCUAGUAUACCUGGUCCAAUUAUUGUUGGUGCAUUUAUUGAUCGCUCAUGUACUUUGUGGACAAAGGAUUGUGAUGGGUCAUCAACUUGUUGGGUAUAUGAUAGCAGGUCUAUCUCUUACCAUGUUGUGGGAACAAUUGCGGUUAUCAAGUUUUUAGGCGCUAUUUGUUUCUUUAUUAGUUGGCGAUAUUAUAAACAUGAUGAUACAAAAAGGAAUUCUACAGAGGAAGAAGAAAAAGAGAAUAGAAUGCUGUAG
This is a messenger RNA of Trichoplax adhaerens, 1983 nucleotides long. RefSeq lists its product as uncharacterized. The record is from RefSeq and is a predicted model, not a curated record. Gene Ontology annotation, cellular component: membrane. Gene Ontology annotation, biological process: transmembrane transport. NCBI's taxonomy places the organism in Eukaryota, Metazoa, Placozoa, Uniplacotomia, Trichoplacea, Trichoplacidae. The transcript is spliced from 6 exons. The coding region runs from base 1 to 1983 and encodes 660 amino acids. Gene Ontology annotation, molecular function: transmembrane transporter activity; protein binding.